CGUUUCAUUCUGUACGUAUGUAGAUGUUGCUUAAGCGUGAAAAAUUCUACACAGGAAGGUCAACAAGAAGGUAACAAACCCAUACACUAUGCCCAUACGAAUGGAGCAGUGUGGAUAGGUUGCAAUGUACUCCUAGAUAUUAUUGUAUACCAUAAGUCAUAAGUUUACCGUACAGUUUCUGGUAAAAAAUUAAUUGAGAAAUCUAUAAAGUUUUACUACAGUUAAAUUAAAUUUCUGUUUAUUCGUACAACAUCAAACAAUUCAGUAGGCAAUCGGAUACUCACUAAUUUUGAAAGGAAGGUCGAAUGUUGUCUCCUAAGUUUGGUUAGCAAUUUAUUGAAGUCUGAAUAACUUCGAACGAUGAGUUCGAACAACUAUGUGUUUGGCGCAGGGGCCUGUGCAGUAGAUCAUGUGUGCCUUGUACCAAGAUUACCAGAAAAGGGGGAGACUUUGCUUGGAACAAAAUACUGGACUCAAUUUGGGGGGAAAGGUUCUAAUGCAUGUGUUACUGUAUGUAAACUGGGUGGAAGGGCCUCUUUUCUUGGUAGGGUCGGCGACGACUCAUGGGCUGAAAAAUUCAUAGACAGUCUUGAAGAAAAUAAGGUAGACUGUCAUGUUAUUAAAACGCCUGGUGUACACACUGGUACAGCAUUCAUAAAUUUAACCACAGAUGGUGAAAAUCAAAUUAUCGGGGUUCUUGGGGCCAACAAUAAAGUUAGUGUCGACGAUGUGGACAAUGUAAAAGAAUUAAUUCAAAAUGCUGUAGUUGUUGUAUGUUCUCUGGAGUUUCCAAAUGAGACUGCCAUUAAAAUUUUGGAAUCUUCGAGACGCUCGUCUAUUUUAAUUGCUGCCCCUUCACAAAAGAAUCUGAAUCCUGCCCUGUUUACUCUCCCUACGAUAUUUUGCGUGAAUCAAACAGAAGCGGAGGUUUAUUCCGGCAUUAAAAUAAACGAUAUAAGUGAUCUGAAAUUGGCAGUCUACAAACUAUUAGAGAAGGGUUGCAACAUUGUAAUAAUAACUUUGGGGGUCGAUGGUGCCAUUUACGCGUCUCGAAAUGUUCCUACACCAGUGCACGUGAUGUGUCCUGAGGUAGAAUGUGUUGACAGCACAGGGGCAGGUGAUGCUUUUGUCGGGGUACUAGCGUAUUUAAUGGCCUACAAGCGACAUUUGUCAUUGAAAGAAAUGGUGGAAGCUGCCUGUCAUUGUGCCGCUUACACGGUAUGCAGAAAAGGAUCUCAGAGUGCCAUGCCCGACGAAAGCGUUCUUAAUGAAUUUUUGGAUAGUAAAAUAACUUCAGUGUUUUAUUAAAAUCAAUAAAAGUAACUUUUUA
Agrilus planipennis (emerald ash borer) is the source of this 1330-nucleotide messenger RNA. Its product is annotated as ribokinase-like. Lineage: Eukaryota; Metazoa; Arthropoda; Insecta; Coleoptera; Buprestidae. The coding region runs from base 361 to 1308 and encodes 315 amino acids. The record is from RefSeq and is a predicted model, not a curated record. Gene Ontology annotation, molecular function: ribokinase activity. Gene Ontology annotation, biological process: D-ribose metabolic process. The transcript has 6 exons.